This is a messenger RNA of Daucus carota subsp. sativus, 1784 nucleotides long. RefSeq names its product sister-chromatid cohesion protein 3. Gene Ontology annotation, molecular function: chromatin binding. The record is from RefSeq and is a predicted model, not a curated record. Bases 97 to 603 code for a protein of 168 amino acids. Gene Ontology annotation, biological process: sister chromatid cohesion. Lineage: Eukaryota; Viridiplantae; Streptophyta; Magnoliopsida; Apiales; Apiaceae. Gene Ontology annotation, cellular component: nucleus; chromatin; cohesin complex. The transcript is spliced from 5 exons.
CCUGUGUAACCAUAAAUCUGCGGAAACAAUAUAUCCAACAUACACCACCCUCAACACACACAGAGCACACAAUACACACAGACAAUUUUCUAGGUCAUGGAAGGAACACAGGACGCUCCGGCGACGGCAUCUCGCCGUCCGAAACAAGUGCGUCCAAAACGCAGCAAGCGUCCACGCGUCGAAGCUUCGGCUCCUGAACCAGAAAGCCACAGUUUGAUUGAGGAUAUUAAAGGGAACAGAGAACAUAUUCCCCAGGUGGUUGAGUCAUGGGUUGCGAGUUAUGUGAAGGAUCCAAAACCUGCAAUGGUUGAACUUCUGACCAUGUUGGUUGAGGCAUGUGGAGCAAAGUACCGCAUUCAAGGAAAAUUCUUAGAUAAAGCUGAUUUUAACAAAGUUGUAGUAGAUCUUAGUAGGCUGGCUCAAGAUGGGUCAAUGGAGGAUUAUAAAAUUUUCAACAAGGGAUUCAAGAAUUUUGAAAAUAACCUAGUUCUUUUCUGGGGCAACCUAGUUAAUGAGUGCAAAUGUGGUCUGUUGUAUGAUGGAAUUUUGUUCGACAAGUGCAUUAUUGAAUUCAUAAUUGCACUUUCAAGGUUGGUUUUUUAGCUUUAAAUUGUUUCUAGAUUUAUUAACUUUAUGCAAGCUUUAAUAAGUAGGCAAAUUAUAUGGGGAGAGGGGACUAAGGAUAUUAUUAUCCGUAGGUUGAUGGGUGGAUUUUUGGUCAUGGGUUGUUGAGGGAUGGGUGGAUGGGGUGGAGCCUUGCCACUAGGCUAUCUAAAUCCUUAAUGCUAUUCUUGUUGUUAACAUUGUGCUAUUUUUUUCUAUAAUAAUCUGCAUAUUGACUUGGUGUAUCCUUUUCUAUCUUACAUGUGAAUUGGCAUUUGGCUGCAGCAGAUGACAAACAUCGUGUUCGUCAUUGUAAGUAACAUCAUAUGCGUGGAAAGAAGAAACUCUUUCAAGUGCAAAGUUCAAGUGAAGAAGAGGAUCCUGUCAGUGUGGACGACAGGAAUGACGAAGAUGAGGACGAGGAGGGUCCAUACAUUCACUUAAGAGUAGUAUACCAGAAGCUCAAGUCACUGAGAGUUUCGAGUGAGGAAAAGAAAGGGAGGGUCCAUACAUUCACUUAAGAGUAGUAUACCAGAAGCUCAAGUCACUGAGAGUUUCGAGUGAGGAAAAGAAAGGACAAACAAGUACCGAGAACUUAGCAGCUUCUAGAACUUCAGGCAUGCGAUGAAUUAUGUCCUACUGUUAGACUGGUUUGAAACUAGUUGAAGUUCACAAUGGAAUGGAAUUGGGAGAGCAUGGAUUGGCAUUUGCAUUUAAUAUAGGAGGGAUCGGAGGUAAUGUUUAUAAUUAUUUUUACUUCUUCCAUUCCUUAAUAUUUCUUGGCAAAUUACACUAAAAUCCUAAACUGCUCUUUAGCAAAAAAAAAAAAAAUCCUAAACUGCUUGUAGGGGCGACAGUGGGUCGGUUUGCGCGGGUUAUAAACAAUUAUUCAACCCAAUCCAAUUACUUCGGGUUGGUAACUUUUGAACCCGUUAAAAAAAUAUUAUCACAUAACCAGAGCCGUGCCUGAGAUUUUAUGUGCCCUGUACAAAAUUUUAGAAUGGUGCCCUAUAAUUAAAAAUAAAAUAAAAUAAUAAAGUAAAUAAAAUAAAAAAUUAACUAAAUAUCUUCUUUUAUAAUAUAAUUUAAAUACAUCGAAAAUUAAGAGAUAAAUUACAAGUACAUAAUUAAUAAGAUGCAAUCAUUAUAAACAAAAAAACAAUGACAUAAACCUAAUUUAU